Molecule: messenger RNA, 1867 nt
Organism: Esox lucius (northern pike)
Lineage: Eukaryota; Metazoa; Chordata; Actinopteri; Esociformes; Esocidae
Product: protein C19orf12 homolog
Exons: 3
Coding region: 434-859 (141 amino acids)
Source: RefSeq, a predicted model, not a curated record
UCCUAGAUCAGGUUUCGUUUUGACCGAAAACGCCCGAAAUUCCCGCUGUUGUUAUUUUCGGGCCAGUGAGCUGAUACUAGAUCUGUGUAUCAAAUAUGUUCUGCUCUGUAUUUAUCGAAUUGAAUAGCGAUGUCAUUUUAUUUGAUGUAAUUUUACUUUCAAUUUCAUGUCACUAUGAUAAAAUAUUAUUUUUGGGAAACAUUUUAUGAACACGUUAUUUUUUCACCGCUUCUCAUUGGCUCAUCGCUCUUUACGUUAAAUGUACUGACUUUAGCCGAGGUGAACCAGUCCCAUAAAGCAUUGCGAACGUAACCGGCUCCAAAGAUUUCAAGAAUGACACUUGAAAAAGAAACAAAUUAUAUUCUCCGGCGACGAAUGUUCAGAUAAUUCCAGAAGAGACUCACUUUAUAAGGAUUGACUUCAUAAAAAAAGCAUGUCACAACGAAUCAAAGAUGUCAUGGCUCUGUGUUGCGAGUUAUCUGCGAACCAGCAGAUAAAGACCACUGUAAAGGGGUCUUCCAAAGGGGCAGCGACGGCAGGAGGACUGGCCUUUGCAGGAGGAAUGCUUGGAGGCCCGCUGGGCAUUGCUGUUGGCGGUGCUGUGGGUGGCCUGCUGGGUUGUUGGCUGACCAGCGGACAGUUCAAGCCACUGCCCCAGAUCAUCAUGGAACUGAGCCCGAUGCAGCAGGAGAAGCUCUACGACGACGUCAUGUCCAUCAUAGGCGACGUCCAGUGGACAGACGUGGCUCAGCUGACUGCCCUGGUCAUGGGCAGUGCCAGCUUAAAGCAGCAGGUGACUGCUGCACUCCUGGGUUAUGUUACCAAGGAGCUCCAAGCCGAGGUGCAUUAUGUGGACUGACAGGGCCUUGGUGGGAGGACCAUUUAUCAGAGGGGACUUCUCUUAAGUUUAUUUUAUUUGUUAUACUUUUUGUUCUUCAAAGCAGAAUGGAAAUUAUGUUAAUUCACUUGGAGGAUUUUAGAAGGAAGGACAAUACUGUACUUUUAAUUGGAGCUGUUUGUACUCAACGAUGAAGACCCAAGGAAGGGGAGGACAUGCAAAUUGAACAUCAUGGAUUUUUGUGCCUACUAUUUUUCCUGUGUGAUUAUGCAUGAACUAACUGUAUUAGAAUUUGGAAAAUUGUGUGAAAAUAUAUACAACCAAUAAGUUAUUUAAUCAGUUAACGAUGAUGUCCUUCCGUUUGUCGCUCAUAUCUGAGAAAGUUCUCACUUACCUAGUAUGUUUUUUUUUUUUCCUGGACUGGUGUGCAGUGGUGUUAUAUAGCUUCAGGAAUCCUGUCUGCAAGGUCAUAGCACAUUCAACAAUUCCACACAUUUUGCCAUCUAUUUGGUGCCAAAGUCAAAUGUGUUUAAACUUGUUGAACUGGGCUCCACACUGAUGCACUUGCUUGUCAGAAUGUAUAAAUCAGGCAGUUGGGUUUCUGGAUGCUGGUUGGCUGUAAAGUUAUUUUACACAUUAAACUUAGCAGUUAGAAACCUGAAUGCUGAUAGCCAUGGUAUAUGAGACUAUACCACAGGUAUGACAUUAAAUCACUCUUUACUGCUCUUAUUGGAUUGGUAACCGGUUCAUAAUAGCAAAAAGGCAUCAUGUUGUUUGUGGUAUAUUGUUAAUAUAUCAUGGCUAAGUGCUGUGUCUAAGGACUCUGAAAUGCAUCAUGCUAAGACCAGCACUUAGCUGUGGUAUAUUGCCAAUAAUCCCCAACUUUUUUGGAUCUUAUCUCUGAAAUAUAUCCAUCAUACUUGUUUGGAUGUUACUAUCACCAUUGACUAGAGAUCAGUUCAUAUCUGCUGUUGUUGCAUUAAAUCAAUUAUGAACAUUUUCAAAAAUGAAAAAGGAGUCUGUGAUAAA